Messenger RNA from Nothobranchius furzeri (turquoise killifish), 4477 nucleotides. Lineage: Eukaryota; Metazoa; Chordata; Actinopteri; Cyprinodontiformes; Nothobranchiidae. The record is from RefSeq and is a predicted model, not a curated record.
UAGAGCCACUCGGUCCCGACCGACCUGUGUAACAUGAAUCUAAUGCAGCUGCUCUGUUUGCUCCCUCAGGUCUGGUGAUAGGCUUCUCUAUGACUCCACCCGUACUCGACAGCUCCAGAGACCAUCUAGUGAUCCACGUCCACCAAACACUCUCUGUCACAUGCAGGGGAGAGCGUACCCUGGUCUGGUCCUGGCCGGAUAAGGAGCUGCUCGGGCAGGAGCUCGUGGACCGUCAGGCCCAGCCUCAGACCACCAGAGUCCCUGGGCAGAGGACCGUCUUGAUCAGCGAAUGUCCCGGACAAACCGGGAAGCCGUACUGCAAGAGGCUGGUUCUGAAUGGAGCGCAGGGCAGAGACACAGGCUUCUACCGGUGCUCCUAUAAGGACAGGAAGGCCAUCGACGGCACAACUGCUGUGGGUGUUUAUGUGUUUGUCAGAGACCCGACGCAGCCCUUCCUCAUCAGAGGCAACGCCAGCCACGGCCUGCAGACUAUUUUCAUCACUCGCUCCACCACACACGUCACUGUGCCGUGUCUGGUUACGGUUCCUGACCUGAACGUCACCCUCUUCUCUUAUCCAACAUCUCUGGAGAUGAGUGGGAUCACGUGGGACAACAAGCGAGGCUGGUCCAUUCCCAGAUGGAUCAUUGACAGUGUGCCGAUGGUCUUUGUUGGAUGUGUGGCCUCACUGGGAGGCAAAGAAUACCGCACUGGUGACUACCUGAUCCACCCCACCGGAAGUCAGAUUUACGAAGUCAAGCUGUUUCCUGAGGAGUCGGUGGAGCUCCUAGUGGGGGAGGCCCUCACCCUCAACUGCACUGCGAUGGUGGAGUUUGACGCUGGUGUGGACAUCCAGUGGUCCUAUCCUGGUAAACAGACAAACAGUUGGGUGGAAACAAAGCCUUAUCGAGAAUCUCUGUCUCAUGCCACGGAGGCGGCCCGAGUCCUGACCAUCUACAGUGUCAAUGUCACAGACAGUGGGCCGUACGUCUGUAACGUCACCAUCAUGGAUACAUCACAGACCAUUCAGACUCAGGUCACUGUUCACGAAAGGCCGUUUAUCAAACUGGACUACAGAGACGGGCCAGUGGUGGAGGUAACGGCCGGCCAGAAAUCCUUCAAGUUACAGCUGAACGUCUCUGCCUUCCCCACACCUGAAACUCAGUGGUAUAAGAAUGGGGAGCCGGUGAACCACCGGCCAGAGUUCAAGAUAAAAAGGAUAAGGAUGCAUUCUAACCACGCUCUGGAGGUUAAGGACGUUUGUCAGGAGGAUUCUGGGAUGUACACGGUGGUGCUGAAAAACAGAGCUGCGUCGCUGGAGAAGAGGCUCAACGUCACGCUUGUUGUCAACGUUCCCCCACAGAUCCAUGAGAAGGAAGUGGCGGAUCCUUCCAGUCCCUAUCCCAGUGGCAGCAGCCAGAUUCUAACUUGUACCGCCUACGGUCUCCCUGCCCCCAGUGUCAUCUGGCAGUGGAGGCCCUGGGGCCCCUGUGUCCACAACAGCACCCAAAGCCGACUGGUCCGACGAGACAGAAAAGGUCGGAGUGACGGGAACUCGGACUGUCACAACUGGCAGGAGAUUAACUCAGAAAACGGCAUCAAUGAAAUUGAAUCGAUUGAAACGUCUGUGGAAGUGGUGGACCAUCGGCAAAAGAUUGUGAGCAGACUUCAGAUACGCAACGCCAGCGUUUCUGUCAUGUACAAGUGCUCCGCUGAAAACAAAGUGGGAAAAGAUGAGCGACUGAUCUACUUCUAUGUAACCACCAUCCCUGAAGGCUUCAGUGUAGAUGUCCAUCCCUCUGAGACCCCCCUGGAGCAGGAGAACAUGUCUCUGCGCUGCAGUGCUGACAACUACACCUACGAUCAGCUGCAGUGGUACCGUCUCAACCCCCAGGCUCUGCAGGACCAGCAGGGUAGGCUUCCGGAGCUGGACUGCAACAGCAUGCACCGGUACGCUAAACCCCUUCAGGGCGAGCUCUUCUUCCAGAAAAACUCCAACAGCUGGGUGUCAGACUUCACGGUCGAGUCCGUGCGGCUGCCGGAUGAGGGGCAUUAUGUGUGCACGGCUCAGAGCAGGCGCAGUGGCGAGAAGCAGUGUCUGUUCAGAUACAUCUCUGUCAAAGCCCUGGAGGCGCCGCGGUACAAGCACAGCCUCACCAACCAGACGGUGAACAUUACCGAGUCUCUGAGGAUGGAGUGUGAUGCAGACGGCCGACCUCUGCCCCAUCUCUCCUGGUUCAAAGACAACCAGCCCCUCCACCAAAUGUCAGGGGUCCAGCUGCAGGAUUCAAACCGCACCUUGAGCAUCCAGCGGGUCAGAGAGGAGGAUGCUGGACUUUACACCUGCACCGCCUGCAACCAGCGAGGCUGUGUCCAGUCUUCAGCUGCUGUCAGGGUCAUCGGUUCGAGUGACAAGGCCAACGUGGAGAUCGUGAUUUUAGUCGGGACCGGUGUCAUCGCAGUUUUCUUCUGGGCUUUGCUCAUCCUCAUCUUCUGCAACGUGAAACGGGUUAACCCAGCAGACAUAAAGACGGGUUAUCUGUCCAUCAUAAUGGACCCGGGGGAGGUGCCACUGGACGAGCAGUGUGAAUACCUGCCCUACGACUCCUCCCAGUGGGAGAUCUCCAGAGACAGACUCCAGCUGGGAAAGGUUUUAGGUCACGGAGCUUUUGGAAAGGUAAUAGAAGCGUCCAUCUAUGGCACUGGGAAGAGCAGCAGUUUGGACACAGUGGCGGUCAAGAUGUUGAAAGAUGGAGCCACAGCCAGCGAGCACAAAGCUCUGAUGUCAGAGUUAAAGAUACUGAUUCACAUCGGGAACCAUGUGAAUGUGGUUAAUCUGUUAGGAGCCUGCACCAAACCCAACGGGCCUCUGAUGGUGAUUGUGGAAUACUGCAAAUAUGGGAAUCUGUCUAAUUUCCUGCGAGCCAAGCGGGAGUUCUUCCUUCCUUACAGGGACCGCUCUCCCAAAACCCAAAGCCAGGUGAGGCGGAUGAUUGAAGCGGGUCAGAUGCACCAAAGAACCUGUCAGCCACAUCAUGUGUCCUCCUCCUCAUCAUCCAAGGAGUGCAGUCAGCACCCUGUGGUGGAGAAAAUGGAUGACCUGUGGAAAACGCCGCUGACGAUAGAAGAUCUAAUUUGCUACAGCUUUCAGGUGGCCCGUGGGAUGGAGUUCCUGGCCUCGAGAAAGUGUAUUCACAGAGACCUGGCAGCACGAAACAUCCUCCUGUCAGAGAACAACAUUGUGAAGAUCUGUGACUUUGGUUUGGCCAGAGACAUCUACAAAGAUCCCGACUAUGUCAGGAAAGGCAACGCUCGCCUCCCUUUGAAGUGGAUGGCUCCAGAGAGCAUCUUCGACAAAGUCUACACUAGCCAGAGUGACGUGUGGUCUUUUGGAGUCCUCCUCUGGGAAAUCUUUUCUCUUGGUGCAUCUCCAUACCCCGGGGUUCAGAUUGAUGAGGAUUUUUGCAAAAGGCUGAAGGAUGGCUUCAGGAUGAGAGCACCAGAGACGGCCUCCCCAGAAAUAUAUGGCAUCAUGCUGGCCUGCUGGCAGGGUGAACCCAAAGAGAGGCCCACGUUUCCUGCUCUGGUUCAGAUCCUGGCAGACCUGCUGCAGGACAACAGCCUGCCUGAUGGGAAGGAUCACAACCCCCUGAACAACUCACAAAACUCAGAAGAUGAUGGUUUCUCACAGGCUUCAUCCCGACCUGCAUCUGAGGAGGAGCUGAGACAGGCUUUCAGCACGAUGUCCACCAGGUAUUAUAACUGUGUCCCUUUUGCUGGCUGUGUCUUCGUGGGACCCUCGAACAUGGCUCAGCCCAGGGUGAAGAUGUUUGACCACUUCCCCCUGGAGGCCCAGUCUCAGAAAGCUCCUCAGGACAACCAGACGGACAGCGGGAUGGUUUUGGCUUCUGAAGAAUUUGAGCGACUCGAGCACAACCACAGAGGCGCCAUCCUGAAGAGCCGUAUGAGCAGCACCAGCAGCACCGAGCCUCUGACCACCUCCACCUGCUGUCUGGGUCAGAACACCGACCGCCGACCCACCUUCUUCAGCCAGCUGUCAGGACAAACCUUCUACAACAACGAGUACGGCCACCUGACCGAGGAGGGCUUCUGCGACUUCUACUCCCCUCCAAACACCCCCUGCCUGGCUUCCUCUGACGUGUGAUCUCAGCGAAGGGUGGAGGUGUUGAUCGUCUGAGAGAGGAGGAAUAAACGUUGAUCAUUGCUGUGACUGGAGAUCAGGUUCCUUCUGAGCAGAGCUGGCUUUUACUCAUCUCACCGUUCCUCCUCUCUCAGGCUAGGCCUCUACUGAAGGACAUCCUCUAACCAGCCACUGGGUGGCAGCACUCUGACAAAAAUGAUCCAAAAAAAUAUUCUCUGUUCACACAUUUAUAUGUUUGAUCUUUUUCUUUUACUAAAUAUUCUUUAUUUGUACAACUUAUGACUCGCAUUGGAAUAAAAUAAAGAAGUAUCCUCUCA